AUGAGCUCUGUUGACAGCUCCAGUCUCAGGCAAACAAGCGAGACAAGUUCUCCUAACACUAUGUUUAGUUUCGAUCUAUCUGGGCGCGUGUCCAGCCAUUAUGAGGGUGUUAAUGUGAACGGGAUAUUCUCUUGUCCCGUCCCCACGACCUCUGUUCAACGGGAGGAGAUGAAAACUAGCCUGCGUGGCAAUACGGAUACUCCACUCCCGUCAGGACCACAAAUAACCAUGGUCUCCAGUAGCUCGUCCGUGGACGCCAGCGGGCUCAGCUACGGCAGCAGUAAGCUGCUCGGACGUGGGGCUGGCAGAGACCCGGAGAGAAGCGCAAAAUCCGGCGGCAACAUGGGCCAGGAGAGCGACAGAAACGCGGAUAACACGCAGUCCGUGAAACGAAACACAAACGUGAAUCAGCCUGAGGACAGUGAGCAGCGACCACAGAUUUAUCCAUGGAUGACAAAACUGCACAUGAGCCACGAAUCGGAGGGUAAGCGGUCCAGGACCAGUUACACCCGCUAUCAGACUCUGGAGCUGGAGAAAGAGUUUCACUUCAACCGGUACCUGAGCCGCCGCAGGCGCAUAGAGAUCGCCCACACUCUGUGUCUAAACGAGAGGCAGAUCAAAAUCUGGUUCCAGAACAGACGAAUGAAGUGGAAGAAGGACUCAAAAAUCAAAGUGAAGGAGUAA
Pelmatolapia mariae (spotted tilapia) is the source of this 684-nucleotide messenger RNA. Its product is annotated as homeobox protein Hox-C5a-like. The record is from RefSeq and is a predicted model, not a curated record. Gene Ontology annotation, molecular function: DNA-binding transcription factor activity, RNA polymerase II-specific; RNA polymerase II cis-regulatory region sequence-specific DNA binding. NCBI's taxonomy places the organism in Eukaryota, Metazoa, Chordata, Actinopteri, Cichliformes, Cichlidae. Gene Ontology annotation, biological process: anterior/posterior pattern specification; embryonic skeletal system morphogenesis; positive regulation of transcription by RNA polymerase II. Bases 1 to 684 code for a protein of 227 amino acids. Gene Ontology annotation, cellular component: nucleoplasm; nucleus. The transcript is spliced from 2 exons.